AUGUCCGCUUCUACUCCCUUCAAAAUACUCAUCUUCAGCCGGACGACGGCGUAUCGGCACGACUCGAUCCCGGCCGGCAUACGAGCCCUGCACCGGCUCGCCGCAGCUUCCUGCUCGGCAGCCGCUGCCGGAGCCGAGUCCUUCACUGCGGACGACAGCGAGGACCCGUCCGUCUUCACGGCGGCAUCCCUGGCGGCAUACCGCGUCAUUGUCCUCCUGCAGUGCUCCGGGGAAUUCCUGGAUGGCCAGCAGCUCGACGCGCUCAAGGGCUUCGUCCGAUCCGGGGGCGGCGUCGUCGCUGUCCACUGCGCCAGCUUCGCCAUGCAGUCUUCCGAGUGGUAUGGCCGGCUGGUGGGCGCCGUGUUCGACAACCAUCCCGAGCCGCAGCUCGGCCGUCUGGAGAUUACAGACCCGGGGCACCCCAUCAUGACCUGUCGGUGCGCAGGCUCGCAGCAGGAGGAGCGCCCCAUCGGGGAACGGACGUGGCUGGAUGAGUGGUACAACUUCAAGACGCACCCGCGCGCCGCCAAUGACGACCUCCACGUUCUGCUUACGGUGGACGAGAAAUCGUACCAUGGCGGAGCGCACGGAGACGACCACCCGGUCGCUUGGUGCCACGACUUUGACGGCGGCCGGUGCUUCUACACCUCGCUGGGCCACUUCGACGAGGCGUACGAGGACGACUGGUAUAUGGGGCAGCUGCUGGGCGGGAUCCUCUGGGCCGCCGGUCGGUUGGCCUCAGAAUCAGGGGCAAGGCAGAGUCGAGUGAAUGGAUGA
Thermothielavioides terrestris NRRL 8126 is the source of this 777-nucleotide messenger RNA. RefSeq lists its product as uncharacterized. The transcript has a single exon. Bases 1 to 777 code for a protein of 258 amino acids. The record is from RefSeq and is a predicted model, not a curated record. Lineage: Eukaryota; Fungi; Ascomycota; Sordariomycetes; Sordariales; Chaetomiaceae.